Molecule: messenger RNA, 2520 nt
Organism: Brassica rapa (field mustard)
Lineage: Eukaryota; Viridiplantae; Streptophyta; Magnoliopsida; Brassicales; Brassicaceae
Product: probable DEAD-box ATP-dependent RNA helicase 48
Molecular function (GO): nucleic acid binding; RNA helicase activity; ATP binding
Source: RefSeq, a predicted model, not a curated record
AUGUACUCAACGAUUCUCCGGGAACGAUCCGGAUCCAUAUGGAGCCUAAUCCUCUCUCGAAACAUGGGCGGCGGUCCCAGAACCUUCCCGGGAGGUCUCAACAAGUGGCAAUGGAAACGUAUGCACGAGAAGAAAGCCAGAGAGAAAGAGAACAAGCUCUUGGAUCAAGAGAAGCAGCUCUACGAAGCUCGGAUCCGGUCAGAGAUCCGAGCCAAGAUGCUGGGAGGAAACCACGAUUCCAACGAAACAAAGGCGAAAUCGAAUCAGAGCCACGGACCGUUGAGUCCCCAAGAACAUAUCAAAUCCUUGGCUGAUCGGUUUAUGAAAGCCGGAGCUGAGGAUCUGUGGAACGAAGACGAUGGGCCUGUUAAGAAAACGAAUCAAGGGUCGAGGUUGAAUCGCGUGGGGAAUGGUGGGUCGCGUUCGAAUUCGCCGAUUGAUGUGAGGAGUCUGGUGGGUAGGAGAGGGUUUUCGAGUGUGAGUCAUAGAGGUAGGUUUAAGAGAAAUGAGAGUUCUUGUGAUGAAGGAGAGGAUUUUGAUUCGAAAAAGUUUGAUACUUUGAGUCCUUUUUCUCCUGGUUUUGCUGGUAAGAAGGAGAAAGUGAAGAGUGUGAGUAAUGUUAUGAGGAACAAAGGUUUGUUUGGGAGGAGGAAGUUUAGGAAGAACGAUAGCUCCACUGAAGAAGAUUCCGAGGAAGAUGAAGGUGAUGGGAAGAUGAAUGGGUGGAUGGAUGUGAGGAGAACAGGGAGCAGUGCGUCGUUAGGGAACCAUGAUUUCAAACUUAUUAAAAGAGUGCAAAGGAAUGUCACUGAUGAAGAGCUUUAUCCUCCUUUGGAUAUCAACGACGUUAGAGAUGAUCUCAGUAAAAGAAAGUCUGUGGAGAAUGUAAUGGAGGUGGAUGGAGAGCCAAGUGACUCAAUUUACAGUGGAAGAAGAUUUGAUGAGUCUAGUAUAUCUCCUUUGACUCUGAAGGCUCUUUCUGCUUCUGGCAUUGUUAAGAUGACUAGAGUACAAGAUGCCACCCUCUCUGAGUGCUUCGAGGGUCAAGAUGCAUUGGUCAAAGCCAAAACCGGAACAGGGAAAAGCAUGGCCUUUUUGCUUCCUGCAAUUGAAACAGUUCUGAAAGCUAUGGAAAUCAGCAACGGCGUUCACAGAGUUCCUCCAAUACUCGUUCUUAUCCUCUGCCCCACAAGAGAACUUGCAAGCCAGAUAGCUGCAGAAGGCAAGGCUCUGCUCAAAUACCAUGAAGGAAUCGGUGUUCAGACUCUGAUUGGAGGUACCAGGUUCAAACUUGACCAGCAACGCCUACAGUCCGAUCCAUGCCAGAUACUGAUUGCAACUCCGGGAAGGCUUUUGGAUCAUAUAGAGAAUAAGUCUAACAUAACGUCACGUUUGAUGGCGCUUAAGUUGUUUGUAGUCGACGAGGCUGAUCUCUUGCUAGACUUAGGAUUCAGGAGGGAUGUCGAAAAGAUCAUAGAUUGUUUGCCUCGUCAAAGACAAUCUCUUCUCUUUUCUGCAACCAUUCCUAAAGAGGUCCGUCGAGUAUCUCAGCUUGUUUUGAAAAGAGAUCACUCAUAUAUCGACACAAUUGGUCUCGGUUGUGUAGAGACACAUGAUAAGGUGAAGCAGUCUUGUCUUGUUGCUCCACACGAAUCUCAUUUCCACUUAGUACCUCAUCUUUUGAAAGAGCACAUCAACAACACAGUCGAUUAUAAGAUAAUAGUGUUCUGUUCAACCGGUAUGGUAACAUCACUGAUGUACACUCUGCUCCGGGAAAUGAAGCUAAACGUUAGGGAGAUUCACGCUAGAAAACCUCAGCUCCAUAGAACACGUGUGUCAGACGAGUUCAAAGAAUCCAAAAGACUGAUUCUUGUCACGUCUGAUGUGUCUGCCCGUGGAAUGAACUAUCCAGAUGUUACUUUGGUUAUUCAGGUCGGUAUACCGAGUGAUAGAGAACAGUAUAUACACCGGCUUGGUAGAACCGGGAGAGAAGGCAAAGGAGGCAAAGGGUUGCUUUUGAUUGCUCCAUGGGAGAGAUACUUUCUUGAUGAGCUUAAAGAUUUGCCAAUUGAACCAGUUCCAGUUCCUGAUCUUGAUUCAAGAUUUAAACUUGAGGUUGAUCAGUCAAUGGGUAAGAUUGAUACAAGUAUCAAAGAAGCAGCAUACCAUGCUUGGCUGGGUUACUACAAUUCGGUUCGAGAAACCGGUAGGGAUAAAACCACGUUGGCUGAGUUAGCUAAUCGGUUUUGUUAUUCUAUUGGUUUAGAGAAACCUCCUCCUUUGUUCCGUAAAACCGCGGUUAAGAUGGGUCUCAAAGGCAUUUCCGGUAUUCCAAUUCGAAAAUAAACCGAACCGGGUUUUGAUGAUUUACAUUAUCAUCUCCUCCAAUGUAUCAAAAUUGACUGUGAAAGAUGUGGGUUAUGUAAGAGUUGAAUACAAAAUUUAUUAAUUUUCAUUAUUUUAUUUGUUAAAUGUUAAGUUUUGAAUUCGAAAAUAUAAAUGUGAUAUUGUCAUUUUUAA